Molecule: messenger RNA, 3677 nt
Organism: Myotis daubentonii (Daubenton's bat)
Lineage: Eukaryota; Metazoa; Chordata; Mammalia; Chiroptera; Vespertilionidae
Gene: NOS3
Product: nitric oxide synthase 3
Biological process (GO): nitric oxide biosynthetic process
Molecular function (GO): flavin adenine dinucleotide binding; FMN binding; calmodulin binding
Source: RefSeq, a predicted model, not a curated record
CCCCUCCCCUUCCUAAGGAAAAGGCCGGACUCUGCUCAGAGACGCAGAGCUGAAGCGAGGUCGACAUGGGCAACUUGAAGAGCGUGGGCCAGGAGCCUGGGCCACCCUGCGGCCUGGGGCUGGGGCUGGGCCUCAGCCUGUGCGGCAAGCAAGGCCCAGCCUCCCCUGCGGCAUCCGAGCCCAGCUGGACACCACCAACCGCACCCGCACCCCUGCCUGCGCCAGACCCCAGCCCUCCGCUGACCCGGCCCCCGGAGGGGCCCAGGUUCCCUCGUGUGAAGAACUGGGAGGUGGGGAGCAUCACCUAUGACACCCUGAGUGCCCAGGCACAGCAGGACGGGCCCUGCACCCCACGACGCUGCCUGGGCUCCCUGGUAUUUCCACGGAAACUGCAGAGCCGGCCCUCCCAGGGCUCUCCACCUGCCGAGCAGCUGCUGAGCCAGGCCAGGGACUUCAUCAACCAGUACUACAGCUCCAUCAAGAGGAGCGGCUCCCAGGCCCAUGAGCAGCGUCUUCAGGAGGUGGAAGCCGAGGUGGCGGCCACAGGCACCUACCAGCUGCGGGAGAGUGAGCUGGUGUUCGGGGCCAAGCAGGCCUGGCGCAAUGCCCCGCGCUGCGUGGGCCGGAUCCAGUGGGGGAAGCUGCAGGUGUUUGAUGCCCGGGAUUGCAGCUCUGCGCAGGAGAUGUUCACCUACAUCUGCAGCCACAUCAAGUACGCCACCAACCGGGGCAACCUCCGCUCGGCCAUCACAGUGUUCCCCCAGCGCGCCCCGGGCCGGGGAGACUUCCGAAUCUGGAACAGCCAACUGGUGCGCUAUGCGGGCUACAGGCAGCAGGACGGCUCUGUGCGAGGGGACCCGGCCAACGUGGAGAUCACCGAGCUCUGCAUCCAGCACGGCUGGACUCCAGGCAACGGUCGCUUCGACGUGCUGCCCCUGCUGCUCCAGGCCCCAGAUGAGCCCCCGGAACUCUUCACUGUGCCCCCCGAGCUAGUCCUCGAGGUGCCACUGGAGCACCCCACGCUGGAGUGGUUCGCGGCCCUGGGCCUGCGCUGGUACGCCCUCCCGGCUGUGUCCAACAUGCUGCUGGAAAUCGGGGGCCUGGAGUUCCCUGCGGCCCCGUUCAGCGGCUGGUACAUGAGCACAGAGAUCGGCAUGCGGAACCUGUGUGACCCUCACCGCUACAACAUCCUGGAGGAUGUGGCUGUCUGCAUGGACCUGGACACCCGGACAACCUCGUCCCUGUGGAAAGACAAGGCAGCCGUGGAGAUCAACGUGGCUGUGCUGCACAGCUACCAGCUGGCCAAGGUGACCAUCGUGGACCACCACGCCGCCACCUCCUCCUUCAUGAAGCACCUGGAGAAUGAGCAGAAGGCCAGGGGGGGCUGCCCUGCCGACUGGGCCUGGAUCGUGCCCCCCAUCUCGGGCAGCCUCACCCCUGUCUUCCAUCAGGAGAUGGUCAACUAUUUCCUGUCCCCUGCCUUCCGCUACCAGCCAGAUCCCUGGAAGGGAAGUGGAGCCAAGGGUGCCGGCAUCACCAGGAAGAAGACCUUUAAGGAAGUAGCCAAUGCGGUGAAGAUCUCUGCCUCACUCAUGGGCACGGUGAUGGCCAAGCGUGUGAAAGCCACGAUCCUGUACGGCUCCGAGACCGGCCGGGCCCAGAGCUACGCGCAGCAGCUGGGGAGGCUCUUCCGGAAGGCCUUCGACCCCCGGGUCCUGUGCAUGGAUGAGUAUGACGUGGUGUCCCUUGAGCACGAGACGCUGGUGUUGGUGGUGACCAGCACAUUUGGGAAUGGGGAUCCCCCAGAGAAUGGAGAGAGUUUCGCCGCGGCCCUGAUGGAGAUGUCGGGCCCCUACAACAGCUCCCCUCGGCCCGAACAGCACAAGAGUUACAAAAUGCGCUUCAACAGCGUCUCCUGCACAGACCCGCUUGUGACCUCCUGGCGGCGGAAGAGGAAGGAGUCCAGCAACACAGACAGCGCAGGGGCACUGGGGACCCUCAGGUUCUGUGUGUUCGGCCUGGGCUCCCGGGCGUACCCCCACUUCUGCGCCUUUGCUCGCGCGGUGGACACGCGGCUGGAAGAGCUGGGUGGGGAGCGGCUCCUGCCUCUGGGCCAGGGCGACGAGCUGUGCGGCCAGGAGGAGGCCUUCCGCGGCUGGGCCAAGGGCGCCUUCCAGGCCUCCUGCGAGACCUUCUGCGUGGGAGAAGAUGCCAAGGCCGCUGCCCGGGACAUAUUCAGCCCCAAACGGAGCUGGAAGCGCCAGAGGUACCGGCUAAGUGCCCAGGCCGAGGGCCUCCAACUGCUGCCAGGCCUGAUCCACGUGCACAGGAGGAAGAUGUUCCAGGCCACAGUCCUCUCAGUGGAAAACCUGCAAAGCAGCAAGUCCACCCGGGCCACGAUCCUGGUGCGCCUGGACACUGGAGGCCAGGAGGGGUUCCAGUACCAGCCGGGGGACCACAUCGGCGUCUGCCCGCCCAACCGGCCCGGCCUUGUGGAGGCCCUGCUGAGCCGCGUGGAGGACCCACCCCCCCCAGGCGAGCCGGUGGCCGUGGAGCAGCUGGAGAAGGGCAGCCCUGGUGGCCCUCCCCCCGGCUGGGUGCGGGACCCCCGGCUGCCCCCCUGCACGCUGCGCCAGGCUCUCACCUUCUUCCUGGACAUCACUUCCCCGCCCAGCCCUCGCCUCCUUCGACUGCUCAGCACCCUGGCUGAAGAGCCCGGCGAACAGCAGGAGCUUGAGACCCUCAGCCAGGACCCCCGGCGCUACGAGGAGUGGAAGUGGUUCCGCUGCCCCACGCUGCUGGAGGUGCUGGAGCAGUUUCCGUCGGUGGCACUGCCUGCCCCGCUGCUCCUCACCCAGCUGCCCCUGCUCCAGCCCCGGUACUAUUCCGUCAGCUCAGCACCCAGUGUCCACCCACGGGAGAUCCACCUCACAGUGGCCGUGCUGGCAUACCGGACCCAGGAUGGGCUGGGUCCCCUGCACUAUGGAGUCUGCUCCACAUGGCUCAGCCAGCUCAAGGCCGGAGACCCUGUGCCCUGCUUCAUCAGGGGGGCUCCCUCCUUCCGGCUGCCACCCGACCCCAGCGUGCCCUGCAUCCUGGUGGGCCCAGGCACUGGCAUCGCCCCCUUCCGGGGAUUCUGGCAGGAGCGGCUGCACGACAUUGAGAGCAAAGGCCUGCAGCCCGCCCCCAUGACGUUGGUGUUUGGCUGCCGAUGCUCCCAGCUUGACCACCUCUACCGCGACGAGGUGCAGGGUGCCCAGCAGCGCGGGGUGUUCGGCCGCGUUCUCACCGCUUUCUCCCGGGAACCCGACAGCCCGAAGACCUACGUGCAGGACAUCCUUCGGACAGAGCUAGCCGAGGAGGUGCACCGCGUGCUGUGCCUCGAACGGGGCCACAUGUUUGUCUGCGGCGACGUCACCAUGGCAACCAGCGUCCUGCAAACGGUGCAGCGCAUCCUGGCGACAGAGGGCAACAUGGAGCUGGACGAGGCCGGCGACUUCAUCGGCGUGCUGCGGGAUCAGCAACGCUAUCACGAGGACAUUUUCGGGCUCACGCUGCGCACCCAGGAGGUGACCAGCCGCAUACGCACCCAGAGUUUCUCCUUGCAGGAGCGGCAUCUGCGGAGCGCAGUGCCCUGGGCUUUCGACCCGCCCGGCCCCGACACCCCUUGCCCCUGA